Molecule: messenger RNA, 654 nt
Organism: Brassica napus (rape)
Lineage: Eukaryota; Viridiplantae; Streptophyta; Magnoliopsida; Brassicales; Brassicaceae
Exons: 1
Coding region: 1-654 (217 amino acids)
Source: RefSeq, a predicted model, not a curated record
AUGGAGGAACUACUAACUCAUUUGACAACGAUCAACCUCUCAGACACACCAAGCUUCCCACAAUGGAUUGUCAAUGGCAGACAACAGCGAUCCUUCUCAAGUUCUCUCAUCUACCAAUCUCUACAGGAGCCUCUUCCCAAUGUUCCUUGGUACCGCCUGAUCUGGAUCAAGAAAGGUAUUCCUAAACACAAAUCUCUGGCAUGGCUGAUGCUAUUGAAUCGAUGCCCUACUCGGGAUCGUCUCUUAUCAUGGAACCUUCAAACAGACCCAUCUUGCCUCCUUCGUAAUCAAGCGAAUGAAAGCAGAGGCCAUAUCUACUUUACCUGCUCCUUCUCGAGUGAUGUCUGGAACCAUUUCUCUUCUCGAUUUAACAUUAACUCAACAUCAAGUUCAUGGGAUGACAUUGCUCAAUCUCUCCUGUCUCAAUCUACCUCUGCGAAUCAUAAAUACCUCUCCAUUCUUUCUUGGCAAGCGGUGAUUUACAAUAUAUGGUGGGAAAGGAACGAACGGCUUCACCGCGGGAACCACCGAUCCGUGGAUCAGAUCAUAGCAAAAAUCACCGCAAUCAUCAAGAACAGAAUCUCCGCCAUGCGUCCUGAGAACAACUCACUAGCCAGUGAUCUGAUGCAGUACUGGUUUCUCCAUUUCCCGUGA